Penicillium cosmopolitanum is the source of this 2232-nucleotide messenger RNA. Its product is annotated as glycoside hydrolase family 95 protein. Gene Ontology annotation, biological process: carbohydrate metabolic process. The record is from RefSeq and is a predicted model, not a curated record. NCBI's taxonomy places the organism in Eukaryota, Fungi, Ascomycota, Eurotiomycetes, Eurotiales, Aspergillaceae. The coding region runs from base 1 to 2232 and encodes 743 amino acids. Gene Ontology annotation, molecular function: alpha-L-fucosidase activity. The transcript has a single exon.
AUGACUGAGCUGUGGUAUGAGCAGCCCGCGGCGAGCUGGAAUGAAGCUCUACCAGUUGGCAAUGGACGCCUCGGUGCUAUGGUUUACGGCCGCACUGACACGGAACUACUGCAACUGAACGAGGACUCUGUGUGGUAUGGAGGUCCGCAGGAUCGCACACCACAGGAUGCCCUAGUAUAUCUUCCUCGUCUCCGAGAGGCGAUUCGUGCCGGAAAUCACAAUGAAGCCGAACGGAUCGCUACUCUUGCAUUCUUUGCGAAUCCAAUCAGUCAACGGCAAUACGAGCCUCUGGGAACUUUCUUCUUGGAUUUCGGCCACGACCCUGCCCAGGUCAAUAAUUAUAAGCGAUCUUUGGAUAUUAAAAAUGCGACAGCUCAUGUAGCUUACGACUAUCAGGAAGUUCAUUAUGAAAGAGAAGUGAUAGCCAGUUAUCCCGACAGCAUUAUCGCCAUCAGGAUCCGGUCUUCGUCAAAAGCCCAAUUUAAUUUACGUUUGACACGGAUGAGCGAACUGGAAUUCGAGUCGAAUGAAUAUCUUGAUGAAUUGUGUGCUACACACAAUUCUAUCAUGAUGCAUGUUACUCCAGGAGGUCGAGAUAGCAAUCGUGCUUGCUGCACAGUCCGUGUACGAUGCGAAGACGAUGGAAAAGUCAGGAGGAUCGGGAAUAACCUGGUGGUCAAUUCUUCUGAUGCUCUUCUGCUUAUUGCCGCCGAAACAACAUUUCGCUUUGAGAAUCUCGCCGAGCAAACUUCUCAUGAACUUGACCAGGCCCUCCGUCAAUCUUCCGAUGAGCUCUGGAUAAAACACAGAAUGGACUACCAGACAUUGUAUCAAAAGAUGGAACUGCAACUUGAGCCCGAAAAUCGUGAAAUACCUACAGACAAACGACUGAAAUCCUCCAGAGACCCAGGGCUAAUUGCGCUCUAUCAUAACUACGGCCGCUACCUCCUAAUAUCUUGCAGCCGCGAAGGAUACAAGACCCUUCCUGCAAAUUUACAGGGAAUCUGGAAUCCUUCAUUCCACCCGGCCUGGGGCGGCAAGUUCACAAUAAAUGUCAAUCUCCAAAUGAGCUAUUGGCCUGCAAAUGUUUGCAAUCUUUCAGAAUGUGAGAUGCCUCUUUUCGAACUUUUACAGCGCCUGGCAAAAUCUGGCGAGAAUACGGCCCGGGUCAUGUAUGGAUGUCGGGGCUGGGCGGCACACUCCUGUACAGACAUAUGGGCAGAUACUGCUCCGGUUGAUCGAUGGAUGCCAGCAACUAUCUGGCCACUUGGAGGCGCGUGGCUUUGUUACCAUAUCUGGGAGCACUAUCGCUUCGUGGGCGACUCGCAGUUCCUCCGCCGCAUGUUUCCCAUCUUAGAGGGGUGUGUUGAAUUCUUACUAGACUUCUUGGUGGAGGAUAAACUUGGUGAACAUCUUGUCACCAAUCCCUCAGUAUCUCCGGAAAAUUCAUACUUGGAUUCUCAAGGAGAAAAAGGCGUCUUGUGUGAAGGAUCAACCAUUGAUAUCCAGAUUAUCGAUGCGGUCCUGGGUGUCUUUGAAUCUGCUCUCAAGAAACUAGAUACCACCCAUUAUCUCUCAAAACGAGUCAAAGCUACGCAGGCUCGAUUGCCCCCGAUGAAGAUCAGUGACCUUGGAUACCUCCAAGAAUGGGCUCUUGACUACGCAGAGGUUGAACCUGGCCACCGCCAUACCUCUCAUUUGUGGGCUUUAUACCCUGGGAAUACCAUUACCCCAGCACAAAAUUCGGAGCUGGCGGCGGCCUGUGGUGUGGUUCUACGGCGCCGUGCUGAAAAUGGCGGCGGUCAUACUGGCUGGAGUCGUGCGUGGCUCAUCAAUCUACAUUCUCGACUAUUAGAGACACACGAGUGCAAGGAACAUUUAGAUCGAUUGUUGGCUGAAUCAACUUUGCCGAAUCUUCUUGAUAGCCACCCUCCAUUCCAGAUCGAUGGUAAUUUUGGUGGCAGCGCAGGCAUUGUUGAAAUGCUGGUCCAAUCUCACGAGCCCGGUAUGGUUCGUCUUCUACCUGCAUGCCCAGAAGGAUGGAAAGGAACGAUUCGUGGGGUACGGGCCAGGGGUGGAUUCGAAUUGGAAUUCAGUUGGGAGAAUGGGCGUGUUAUAAGUGAUGUCCGGAUUACCUCCGUCCUAGGAGAGAAGACUACGAUUUGUUUUCCUGGUGAUGGAUUACAUGUAGAAAUUGAGGGAUCUGGUCUUCAUAUAAUUAGGGCACCAUAG